Pimephales promelas (fathead minnow) is the source of this 1633-nucleotide messenger RNA. It is a transcript of the gene fhl2a, whose product is annotated as four and a half LIM domains 2a. Gene Ontology annotation, cellular component: Z disc; nucleus. NCBI's taxonomy places the organism in Eukaryota, Metazoa, Chordata, Actinopteri, Cypriniformes, Leuciscidae. Gene Ontology annotation, molecular function: transcription coregulator activity. The record is from RefSeq and is a predicted model, not a curated record.
AAAAAAACAAAAAAAAACCUGCAUGCUAUUUUGAUAGUGAAAAGAUGUAGAAGAAACCUAAUGGAAAGAAUUGAGAGGGCUUGCCAGUUGGAUGGAGAAAGGGAGAAAGCCUGAAGAAGUGAGACAGCAGAAAAGGGCAAGACAAACAGGAAGCAGAGGAGGGGGUGAAGGACUGACUGCAAGUCAAAGAAUUUUCUUAGAAGGAUUUUGAGCAAGAGAGUGUGCUUCUCCUGGUUUUCAUCUGCUACCUUUUAUGGUAAAACUGUGGAGGGGGAUUUGGUGUAGUAGUGAAGCCUGGGCUCAGUACGCACUCACAAAGGGAUAGCAGGGAGACAGCGUGUGCAGGACACUGGGGACCCCUGAGGUGGGCUCAUGGGAACAAUAGGCAGAGGGGCUUAACGGGUCCAGGACUCCGACAGCUGCGACUGAAAGGCUGAAGUAAAGAUGACAGAGCGUUAUGACUGCCACUACUGUAAGGAGUCACUGUUUGGGAAGAAGUAUGUUCUUCGUGAGGAGAACCCAUACUGCGUGAAGUGCUAUGAGAGCCUGUACUCCAAUACCUGCGAGGAGUGCAAGAAACCCAUCGGCUGCAACAGCAGGGAUCUGUCCUACAAGGACCGUCAUUGGCACGAGGACUGUUUCCACUGCUUCCAGUGCAAGCGCUCACUGGUGGACAAGCCAUUCUCCACUAAAGAUGAGCAGCUGCUGUGCACCGAGUGCUAUUCUAAUGAGUACUCCUCCAAAUGCCAUGACUGCAAGAAGACCAUUAUGCCUGGCUCGAGGAAGAUGGAGCAUAAAGGAAACAGCUGGCAUGAGACCUGCUUCACCUGCCAGCGCUGCCAGCAGCCAAUUGGCACCAAGAGCUUCAUCCCCAAAGACAACAAUAACUACUGCGUGCCCUGCUACGAAAAGCAGUUUGCCAUGCAGUGUAUUCACUGCAAGAAGCCCAUCACCACUGGCGGUGUGACGUACCAUGACCAGCCCUGGCAUAAGGAUUGUUUCUUGUGCACUGGCUGUAAGCAACAGCUGUCUGGCCAGCGCUUCACCUCUCGUGAUGACUUUGCCUACUGCCUCAACUGCUUCUGCAACUUGUACGCCAAGAAAUGUGCCUCCUGCACCACUCCGAUCAGUGGUCUUGGAGGAAGCAAGUACAUCUCCUUUGAGGAACGCCAGUGGCACAACGACUGUUUCAACUGCAAAAAGUGCUCAGUGUCUCUGGUGGGCAGAGGUUUCCUCACCGAGAGAGAUGACAUCCUGUGUCCCGAGUGCGGCAAAGACAUCUGAAAGCGUGCAUGGAGAAAACCACCAAGCAUCCACAACGCUUCAAAUAAAACAGAUUUAGGUACUCCAUGGAAACAUAGUAAAGCAAAGAUUAUAAUAAGAGACAUAUUUUCUUUAUUUCACUAGUUUAUUUGAGCUUGCUUUAACUUGAAGACUGAAGAAAGAAUUGGUUCUAAAGAUUAAACUGCAAUAUGCAUUAUUAUCUCUUUAAAAUGUCUGAAAGGGUCUCGGAUGUGUUGCAUAACCCAUGUCUUAACUUGCAAAAAAAAUAAAUGUUGUCCCUUUUGUGUAUCUAACAGUUAUACAUGACAUCUAAAUAAUAAUGCAACAUCAAUAAAGCUUACUAAAAAAA